Molecule: messenger RNA, 634 nt
Organism: Sinocyclocheilus grahami
Lineage: Eukaryota; Metazoa; Chordata; Actinopteri; Cypriniformes; Cyprinidae
Product: pleckstrin homology-like domain family B member 1
Exons: 3
Coding region: 104-634 (176 amino acids)
Source: RefSeq, a predicted model, not a curated record
ACUAAUGGAAGCUUAUUGUGAAGUGUUUCUUUAAGUGAUGAUCGUGUUCUGAUCAUGUGACCUCUGGUCUCUAAGCCCGCAGAGCCUCCUGGGUUUAGUGGAGAUGGAGCGGAAACUCCGAGAGGCCAAAGCGGAGCGGGAACGUCUGCUGAAGGAGAGAGAGGAGCGGCUUCUGGCAGAACAACGCCGAGAGAAAGAGCUGGAAUCUGUCCAGAUGCAGACGGAUGCACGGAAAGCAGAGCUGCACGACGAGGAGCGACUGCAGAUCAACUCAACACACAGAAACCUGGAGCAGGGCGUCCCGCUGUCUCUGACGGUGAACUUUGACCUGCGGGCUCACGUGGAGGCUCUGGGUCAUAACGUGUCGGGCUGUAUGGGGGUCAAUCUGUCUCCCCGGAGGUGCGGCGGCUUUCUGACCAAACGCGGAGGACGAGUGAAGACCUGGAGGAGGAGGGGGUUCAUCUUCGAUCUGGACCACCAGAGACUGGCCUACUACAUCGGUGAGACACACAAACACACCGCUUUCUUUACAGCCACAUUAUUUCCAGCGUCUCACCAAUACUCCACCAUUACAACAGCUCCAGGAUCUGAUUUUCAAAUGCAGUUCAAAUCACAAUAUAUGACGAAUAUAUGA